GUUCCCCGAGCGAGCUCAUUUGGCUCGAAAGCGGAGCGGGUGUUGGGCAUGGCGAGGGAGCUGCAAGUUCGCGGGGCUUGGGGGCUUCUCGGCAUUUUCUGCUGCUCCGCGGUGUCGUUUGUGCUGCGGAGUGAGAACGAGCGGCCAAUUAUUGGAAUAUUAGCUCAGGAAACAGAUUUUAAAAGUUUUCAAAAGUUUGGAAGUUCUUACAUUGCUGCUUCAUACGUGAAAUUCAUCGAAUCAGCUGGAGCAAGAGUAGUGCCAAUAAGAUUGAAUCGUUCCAAUGAAGAGUAUGAUAAGAUAUUCCAUUCUAUAAAUGGGAUACUUUUUCCAGGAGGUGGUGUUGAUCUUAAGACUUCUGAAUUUUCCAGAGUUGCUAAGAUAUUUUAUAAAAAAGCACUAGAGGCCAAUGACAGAGGGGAUUAUUUUCCAGUAUGGGGGACAUGCCUUGGACACCAGUUGCUCACCUAUCUCACGAGUGGAGAAAACUUGCUCAUUCGGACUAAUACAGAUGGCUUUAUAAUGCCACUGAAUUUUACUCAAGGUGCAAACCGCAGCAAGAUGUUCCAGGAUUUUCCUGAAGAUAUAUAUGAACUGAUAGCUUCAGAGCCUGUGACUUCACACUUUCAUUUCUGGAGCCUAUCUGUGCAGAACUACACUGAAAAUGAGAAACUACGCAACUUUUAUAAGAUCUUAACAACUAAUUUUCAUACUGUGGAGUUCAUAUCCACCAUGGAAGCUUACAGAUACCCUUUUUAUGGUGUCCAGUGGCAUCCAGAAAAAAAUCCAUUUGAAUGGAAAAAUUCAACUGGCAUUCCACAUUCCUCAGCAGCUAUAAAAGUAACAUUUUUCAUAGCUGACUUCUUUGUCAAUGAAGCCCGGAAGAGCAGCCAUCAUUUUUCCAGCAAAAAGGAUGAGACCGAUGUGCUGAUUUAUAAUUUUAAUCCUGUUUUCACUGGGACCUUUUCAUCUUUUGACCAAGUUUACUUUUUUGAUUAAAUUUCCAGCCUGAAGAACAGCAGAAGUAGAUUUUAAAAUGACUUGACGUUUCUGUUUUAAAUUGAUUCAAUGUACUAUAAAGGGCAAAAAUUCAGAUUGCAUAUA
This is a messenger RNA of Candoia aspera, 1104 nucleotides long. RefSeq names its product gamma-glutamyl hydrolase (gene GGH). The record is from RefSeq and is a predicted model, not a curated record. The transcript is spliced from 9 exons. Lineage: Eukaryota; Metazoa; Chordata; Lepidosauria; Squamata; Candoiidae. Gene Ontology annotation, biological process: tetrahydrofolylpolyglutamate metabolic process. Gene Ontology annotation, molecular function: gamma-glutamyl-peptidase activity. Gene Ontology annotation, cellular component: vacuole. The coding region runs from base 49 to 999 and encodes 316 amino acids.